GUCAAAGGGACAUGACAUACAUAUGAAAUUCUAUUUCUUUAUAGUAUAUACAUAUGAAAUAAAAAGUUUUCAUGAUAUUACGUAUCCCAUUUAUGAGAUAUGGAAGUUAAUCAAGAAUUGGUUACUUCUCAUCUCAGGUUUUCUUGUUAAGUCUUUUCUUUUUGUUCUCGAUUCCUUGUCUUAUCUCAUGUAACCUUAAUCCUUCACUCAAGUUAUAAGGUGACUUAGAUGACCAAAGACAUGUGAUUUACAUAACUGAAUUGUCUUUUGUUAAUGUUCUAUAGUAACUAGUUUUAUUACAAAUAGCACAUUGUUUGUCAACACAUGGAAUUUACCACCCCGAGUCUUUAGAACAAUAUGGAAACUGCAAAUUCAUGCGGUUCUUAUUGUGGGCUUCGACGAUGUGGACAAAUUCAAAAACUAUUAUUGUUUGCUCGAUCAUUCAUGUAAACCAGGUGACAAGCUGACCUAAUUCUAUCAUUUUUAGUUAUAUGGCUAACAUAUAUAAACUUGGACUUUUUAGGACAUGAGUUGGGAGAUGUAGAAUCCUGGUAUUUACUUUAACUCAGUAUUUAUGAUGAUGGUUUUUCUAAUUUCAGUUUGAGUUAAAUUUUUAUUUCGGUUGAUGCGGCUUCAAGACACGGAGAAGUCUAUGAGAGACAAGACAUAUCUUCAAUUUUCUUUAAUUUAAUAAAGUGUUAUUUUAUUAUUUUGUUUUGAAGUGGUUUAGGAUCAGUUUAGAUCGUAAACCGAUUAAAUUAAUUAAUUUAUGUGUAUUUUGAGGUCUUGAUUCGGGGGUAUCUAACUUUAGGACAUAGUAUUAUUGACUUUAUUAUGUGGGCAUUAUGUGAUACUUCUAUCAUGUGAAAAUAGAUCGUGUCUUUUUGUUUUAUUUUGUGGAUUGUUUUGGUUUUGUUAAAUUGAUCGGAUAAUUUGGGUUUGGUAGGAGUUUCUGGUUCGAAAACCAAACACGAUCCGAAUUCUAAUAGAACCGAACCGAUCUAUUCCGACGGUUCAUAAUAAAACGGACCCGUCGAGUUCUACUCGCUACAAACACACAAAAAGCUCCGCAAGAGAAAAAGAAAAACAAGAAAAGGGGGAUCUAGGGUUUGAGAAUGGCUUGUGAAGUUGAUACUGAUUUGAGCAAGGCUGGAGAUUCGACAGGUUUCAAUCCUCCACUGCCGAAGAAGCCGAAAAUCAAUGCGGAGAAGACAGAUUUGGAUGCGAUGGUCCUACCAGGGCUUUGUCCAGCUGGCGAUAGGAUGCUCCGCUACGGCAAAUUGAGUGAUCCUGAAUAUGUGAGACAACGUCAGGUCUUUGACGAUCAAUUUGAAGACAGUGAGGGUUUUGAUGUGGAGUGGGAUAGUUUUGACUACAAGUUCUUCGCCAUGAAAUUCGAGUGGGCAGGAGAAGGAGAUCUUGAUUAUACACGGAGCAAUUUGGAGUUGCGUACUCUGCUCAUAGACGCAGCUAUGAGGGAUCACGACGACGAUUAUGAUACAAAACUUGAGUUUGUGGAUUAUGUCAGUGCAAAUGUAAUGCCGUGCAAGGGUUAUAUGUUUUAUAUCACAUUUUGGGCCAAAGAUCUUUCCUCACCAAAUCCAGAGCCUAAACUUUACCAAGCAAAGAUGCGCAAGUUUUUUUGAGAAGGUUUCGGUCCGGAUGGUUAGGCUAAGGCCCACAGAAGAAUGAUGUUGAUGGAGUAUGAUUUUUAUCCAAAAAUUAAAAGUGCCAUCUUUUUCUCUAUUGGCUUUACAACUUGGGAUCUAGUAUGACAUGUGAGUCGUGUUGUCUAUAUACAAAAUUAAUAGAACUUACCUUAACUUUCCUUUGAUGCAUACAGCUGAUGACUUCAGCUCCAUGGGCUUCAUGUGUCGAGAGAUCUUCCUUAUGAAUAUUUUAACUUUGAACUAAAUUUGUUAGUUUUCAAGCCAUAACUGCUGGUCUUAUCUUAUGAGUUAUGACUUUUGUCUUAUGUAAUUUCCGAACAAAAUGUUGUAAUUGAUUGUCUUUGCCACA
Messenger RNA from Arabidopsis thaliana (thale cress), 2019 nucleotides. RefSeq names its product cystatin-like protein. The coding region runs from base 1116 to 1646 and encodes 176 amino acids. The record is from RefSeq and is marked reviewed. Lineage: Eukaryota; Viridiplantae; Streptophyta; Magnoliopsida; Brassicales; Brassicaceae. The transcript has 3 exons.